GUGAUGGCGCAGCUGCAGGCUCGCUUCUUUACUGAGGAUACGAGAUACACAGUAGAUGAUGUUCCUUUCUCUGUCCCAGCCAUUUCUGAAACGGCUGACCUCAGUAACAUUAUUAACAAACUACUGGAAGCGAAAAAUGAAAACCAUAAAUAUGUGGAAUUUGACUUCCUCGUCAAAGGUCAGUUCUUGCGAAUGGCCUUGGUCAAACACAUGGAAACAGAAAAUAUCUCUACGGAAGAAGUAGUGGAAAUAGAAUAUGUAGAGAAGUACAUGGCUCCUCAGCCGGAACAAUGCAUGUUUCAUGAUGACUGGAUCAGUUCUAUUGCAGCUACAGAAGAAUGGAUUUUGACAGGCUCUUAUGAUCAGACUUCUCAGAUCUGGUCACUAGAAGGCAAACCCAUAACGACUCUUGCUGGGCACGUAGAUGUGGUAAAAGAUGUGGCCUGGGUAAAGAAAGACGGCUUGUCUUGCCUGCUGCUGAGCGCCUCUAUGGAUCAGACAGUCCUGCUCUGGGAGUGGAACGUAGAAAAGAACACUGUGAAAGUGCUUCACCGUUGCAGGGGACAUGCAGGAAGCGUAGAAGCCCUAGCGGUUGAUGGCUCAAGAACGAAAUUUUGCAGUGGAUCCUGGGAUAUGAUGUUAAAGAUCUGGUCUGCAGUGCCUACAGAUGAAGAAGAUGAAAUGGAAAUGGAGGAAGUAGCUGACAGACCAAGAAAAAAGCAGAAAACCGAACAUGUGGGACUAACAAGAACUCCUAUCACAACUCUCUCGGGUCAUACAGGAGCGGUAUCCUCCGUACUCUGGUCAGAUACAGAAGAAUUAUGCAGUGCUUCUUGGGACCACACGAUCAAGGUGUGGGAUGUUGAAACGGGAGGCCUCAAAUCAACUUUGACUGGAAGCAAGGUGUUCAACUCGGUUUCCUACUCACCCCUCUGUCGGCGUCUAGCCUCCGGAAGCACAGACAGACACAUCAGGUUAUGGGAUCCACGCACCAAAGACGGUUCCCUGGUGCUGCUUUCGCUUACCUCGCACACUGGCUGGGUGACGUCAGUCAGGUGGUCGCCCACCCAUGAACAACAGCUAAUCUCUGGCUCUCUAGACAAUCUAGUUAAAAUCUGGGACACAAGGAGCUGCAAGGCUCCCCUCUAUGACUUGGCUGCUCAUGAAGACAAGGUUCUGUGUGUGGAGUGGACAGAAGCAGGGUUAUUGCUGAGUGGCGGAGCGGACAACAAGCUGUAUUCCUACAGAUGUCCAGCAAGUGCCUCAGAUGUUGGCGCAUGAAAACGUCUCUGGUUUUCC
Molecule: messenger RNA, 1299 nt
Organism: Euleptes europaea (tarantolino)
Lineage: Eukaryota; Metazoa; Chordata; Lepidosauria; Squamata; Sphaerodactylidae
Gene: WDR12
Product: WD repeat domain 12
Exons: 13
Coding region: 4-1281 (425 amino acids)
Biological process (GO): ribosome biogenesis; maturation of LSU-rRNA from tricistronic rRNA transcript (SSU-rRNA, 5.8S rRNA, LSU-rRNA); maturation of 5.8S rRNA from tricistronic rRNA transcript (SSU-rRNA, 5.8S rRNA, LSU-rRNA)
Cellular component (GO): preribosome, large subunit precursor; PeBoW complex
Molecular function (GO): protein binding
Source: RefSeq, a predicted model, not a curated record